Molecule: messenger RNA, 1203 nt
Organism: Xenia sp. Carnegie-2017
Lineage: Eukaryota; Metazoa; Cnidaria; Anthozoa; Malacalcyonacea; Xeniidae
Product: actin-related protein 2/3 complex subunit 2-A-like
Exons: 12
Coding region: 97-1032 (311 amino acids)
Biological process (GO): Arp2/3 complex-mediated actin nucleation; actin filament polymerization
Cellular component (GO): Arp2/3 protein complex; actin cytoskeleton
Molecular function (GO): actin filament binding; structural constituent of cytoskeleton
Source: RefSeq, a predicted model, not a curated record
ACAAGACUCAUUAACUAUUGCUAUUACUUACCAAGCCCGUCUGUCAAAUUUCAUGCCGAAUAGCUCACAACAAGGAAGGACUACAAGUACAAAAAUAUGAUUCUUUUGGAGUUGAACAAUCGUAUAUUAGAGGAAACGCUAACUACAAAAUUUUCAAGGUGGUCUGUCUUCAUCAAAAAAAGUCCUGAAGUAUUUGAAAAAUUUGAUGCAAUUGAUAUAAGAUUUGCUGAUUUUGAUGGUGUGUCCUUUCAUGUCUCCAAUCCAGAUGGAGAGAAAAGCAAGAUAAUAGUUAGCAUUCAUCUUAAAUUUUAUUCUGAUCUUCAAAAGUAUGGGGCUGACCAGCUGAUCCAAAAAGUUUAUGGUGAAUACUUAACAACUGCCGAAUCAGGAUAUGAUGUGUCUCUUCUCAUAGACUUAGAGAAGUUACCUGGAAAUGACAAGGCGAAAGAGGAAUUGAUCAAAAAGGUUUCCAUGUUGAAGAGAAAUUGUUUUGCAUCCGUAUUUGAGAAAUACUUUGAAUAUCAACAAGCAGGAAAUGAUAAAGAGGAAUAUGCGAUUAUCAACUACAGAGAUGAUGAAACAAUGUAUGUUGGUGCAAAACCAGAUCGUGUCACUGUUAUUUUCAGCACUGUUUUUCGAGAUGAUGAUGACGUAAUCAUUGGUAAAGUAUUUAUGCAGGAGUUAAAAGAAGGUCGUCGUGCCAGUCAAACAGCUCCUCAGGUUCUUUUCAGUCAUCGCGAGCCACCCUUGGAAUUACAAGGGACUGGAGCUGUUGUGGCUGAUAAUAUUGGAUACAUUACAUUUGUACUUGAACCGCGGCAUACAAACGAAAAAACUAAGGACAAAACAAUCAAUUUGAUUCACACAUUUCGAAACUAUUUACAUUAUCACAUCAAGUGCUCCAAGGCGUACUUGCACUCGAGAAUGAGAGCAAAAACGACUGAUUUUAUUAAAGUUGUAAAUCGUGCGAAGCCAGAAAUCAAGUCAACUGAAAAGAAAACAAUCACUGGGAAGACCUUUGUUCGAUCGUGAUUUAUGAAAUUUCAACGAAAAGCAAACGAAUGAACUAGCCUAUGUCGAAUCACUGGUCUUAGUUAAUUUAGCUGUUCAAGUUACCUAUUUCUGCUCUUUUUUGUAUGAAAAUAGUCAAUUUUUGUAGAGAUUCAUGUUAAACUGAAAUUUAAUAAAUUUUCAAUCGAUAUA